Molecule: messenger RNA, 930 nt
Organism: Symbiodinium natans
Lineage: Eukaryota; Dinophyceae; Suessiales; Symbiodiniaceae
Source: the annotation of a GenBank genome assembly
AUGACUGGUCCGGCGGGGCUCGUGGCCAAGCGGGCGGCCCUGGAGCGGGCCGCGAACAAGCAGCCGCCACCACCCGUGUAUGGCAAGAUCCAGGACCCGACCUUCCAGCUGCUGAAGGCCGCAGUGGAUUUCUUGUCUUCAGAGCAGGAGACCGUCGAUGCCACGGUGGAGGGGUUCUUCGAGACGCAGUACGAGCAGCACUUGAAGCACCUUGUCGCGAACUAUGGUGGGAGCUUCACCCAGGCUAAGCCCAGCGCGCCCUUGAUCUUCGCAGAGGCAUUGGACAAAAUCAUGUAUUUUGCUAGCGAGAAGACUUUCUUGGAUUGGGCGGCCCUGACCUACAAGUACCAGGAUAACACGAAUUUCAUGCUCUACAGGCGCGUGGGCAACAAGAGCAUCAAGGCAGUCAAAGAGUCGACAGGGCGAUCUUACUGUGGUCUGACCAUCGCCAUCGGAGAUGAGCCAAAAGAGACCGUCCAGCUCGAGCUCUUCGAUGACGAGUCUCCCGAGUUGGCGAAGAAUUUCAUCCAGCUACUCUCUCACCCCAAGUUUGAUGGUCACCCCAUCCACCGGGUCAAGCCAGGAUGCUGGGUUCAAGCCGGUGAUCUUGUAGAUGGCUCGGGCAAGCACUCCGAGGCAGCAGGCGGUGGCCAGCUGCAGCACGAGUCUUUCCACGUACCGCACGACCGGCCCGGACUUCUUGGCAUGUGCUGCCACGGCAAGGACACCAUCGGAUCGCAGUUCUACAUCACUCUGCGUGAGCUGCCGUUCCUAGACGGCAAGUUCUCCGUCAUCGGAAGGGUCAUAAGCGGUAUGCGCACGAUAAUCCGCAUCGGGAAGAUGGCUACAAAGAACGACCGUCCAACCCUAGAUAUCAAAAUUUACGUAGACAAGGAACUGACGCUGCCAAGCGCGCUUCAGCAAAAGUGA